Molecule: messenger RNA, 1371 nt
Organism: Symbiodinium sp. CCMP2456
Lineage: Eukaryota; Dinophyceae; Suessiales; Symbiodiniaceae
Source: the annotation of a GenBank genome assembly
AUGGUCGUCCGGCCAUGGAUCCUUCUGUUCCUUUCCCAGGCUGUUGCGGCCUUGCCUGUCCCAUCGCCCGCUCAGCUUCGCUAUCAGUCUACGGAUUUCGUGGCACUGAUCCACUUCAACAUGGGCACCUUUGCUCACAAUGGAGAUCCGUGUUGUGACAAGACCAACUGGGAUGUACUAGCACCCUAUGCUGCCGGCAAGACCAGCGACGCAGAGACCUUCAACCCCAAGCAGUUGAACACCACGCAGUGGAUGGAGAGCAUAGCGGCCCUCGGAGCAAACAUUGCGGUGCUCACUGCAAAGCACGGAUGCGGCUUUGCAUUGUGGCCUACGGAAGCCACUCUUCCCGACGGCAGCCCCUAUGGCUAUAAUGUGGGCAUGCCAGGUGCAGCCAUCCAGUAUGAUGUGUUGCAGAGGUUUGUAGAUUCGGCGAAAAGUGCCGGUGUUGGUUAUGGCUUUUAUUAUUCAAUCAUGAAGAACUUCUACCUUUGCCAUAACUUUUCUGGCAAGAAUUCCUGCAUGGAGGAAGUGCUUCCUCGGCAGAGGAAUGUCUCAGAGCAAGACUACAUCCGUAUUGCCCGGCAGCAGGUCACUGAGCUUUGGACGAAAUAUGGGAACCUCUCCCGAAUCUGGGUUGACAGUGGGCUCGGUGGCUUGGGAAGUUUGAUGGAUGAGCUACAGCCUCAGGCAGCAGGAACACCCAAGAAUCCCAUCGAUUGGUGUGGCACAGAAUCUGGACAUCCUUCCCGAGAUGUGGGUUCUUCGGAUGUGUGGAGCACAGGUCAUGGCUAUUUCGGCCAGGCAGAUGCUGACGAAUGGGUGCCGAAGUUCUGUGAUCCACAACUCUUCGAAGAGCACGUAUGGUUUUGGGAGCCCAAUCUGCACGUGAGGAGCCUUUCUGAGAUGAUCCCCAUCUACCACGACAUCGUCGGAAGAGGGAUGGUCAUGGAACUGGCCUUCUCAAUUGAUCGUGACGGCUUGGUGCAGAAGAGUCAUGCAGCCGUCUAUGGCCAACUGGGAGAGUGGGUGCGAAACUGUUACGGCUCGCCCUUGGCUGCCACAUCUGGCCCGGGUAUGGCUUUGACAUUGACCCUCGAGGCAGGCUCACAGUUCGAUCGGAUUCAACUUCAGGAAGACAUCGUUCUGGGACAGAGGGUCAGAAACUACACCUUGGAGCAAAGUCAGGGAAGCGGCUGGCAACCUUUGGUCAAAGGUAGUGCUAUCGGGAGGAAGCGGAUCCACCUCCUUUCAGCCACCCAAGUGUCCGAACGGAUCCAGCUUCGACUGCGAAUUGAGAAUGCUACGCGAUUGCCUCAGAUCCAUCAGUUUGCUGCCUUCUCACCUUGCCAGGAAGUGCAGGUCAUCGUUUAG